UUAUGAUUGCACUAUUGAAUUGACUACUUAUAAAUAAAAAUUCAUAUUUGUAUAGAUUGCAGUAUUCGCAAGAAGUAUUUGAGCUACCUUUUGUGACAACGUAGAACGAAAACCGUUUUAAAAUGUUGAACCUAGUUUUGAGAUAUCCUUUUAUUAUUCCUAAAACUUUAUUAACUCAAGUUCGAUCUGUCCAUGGAAUAACACAAAAAUAUUUUAUACAUGACAAGAAUAUAUUUUCAGCAGCAAUGGCUGUUAGAAUGUUUCUAACAAAAUGUACAAGAUUAUCUGAUGGAGCAACACAACGGACAAAUUUCUUUAAACUUAAGAAAUUGGAAAAAAAUUUAUUAAUACAGCGUCGACAAAUGUCACAAUUGGAUGUAAACACGAAUGUACAGAACAAUGUAAUUUUAUACAAAUAUGAAAAGAAUGUUUAUUUCCGAAAUUUGCAAAUUUUUGGAGUUGCACAAUUAGUUAGCUGUAUAGUAUUGGGUUUUUAUAGUUAUACUCCAACUUUCUGGGAUAUAAGGAAUGCUGAUGUAGAUCUAAAGGAAUAUUGGCUGAACAACAUACUUCGAUUUACUAUGUUCUCCUUUGCAAUUUUAAUAGGUCCUUCUAUCUGUAUUUACACUUAUGCUAUAUGUGCUCGUAGCAUCAAGUAUAUUAUUUUAAAUAAAGGUGGUAAAACACUUUCAAUUAUUACUAAUCAUGUGCUAAAGAAGAAAUCCAAACUGAAUUUACCAGUAGGAAUGGUAAAGUGCACCGCAGACAGAAGAGAUAAUAGAGGAAUAUACCUACCACUUAAAAUAGAAAAUAGAUCUUUUUAUUACCUAGUUAAUAAAAGUGGCACUUUUUUAAAUUUAAAACUUUUUGAAAUUAUCUGUUACUAG
Messenger RNA from Cyphomyrmex costatus, 887 nucleotides. Its product is annotated as transmembrane protein 223. Gene Ontology annotation, cellular component: mitochondrion. Gene Ontology annotation, biological process: nervous system development. The transcript is spliced from 6 exons. Bases 123 to 887 code for a protein of 254 amino acids. Lineage: Eukaryota; Metazoa; Arthropoda; Insecta; Hymenoptera; Formicidae. The record is from RefSeq and is a predicted model, not a curated record.